AUGUCCUUCAAGCAACUAACACCUCAGCAGCUCGCUAACCAAAUAGCGAGGCAAAAAAAGAAGAUAGAGAAAGAUAAGAGAAGAAAACAAUAUGAAGACAUUCAAAUUCAAGGUACUAAUAACUCAUCGAUCGUUUCUAAGAGAUCUGUCGAAAUGUUAUACACCACUAAAUUAAACCCAGAAAUGGGCGAAUGGUUCCAAUAUUUUGUGAAAAAUCCAAAAAGACGUUCCCCUGCUAUCAAUAGAGGAUAUUGGAUCAGAAUGGAAUCAAUAAAGCAGUUGAUAUUGAGGAUCAUUCAGAAAACAGACCCAAACGAAGAUAUCUGUAUAGUGAAUCUUGGCUGUGGUUUUGAUCCACUUCCAUUCCAAUUACUUUCGGAAUUCAAGAUCACCAACUCCAAAAUACUUGACAGGUUAACAUUUGUAGACAUAGACUAUCCUGAUUUGGUUGAAAAUAAAUUGAAAAUGAUAAGUGAAAGUGAUGAAAUUCUAUCUGUUAUUGGUGGUAUAAAUUCUAAUGCAAGAAAAGAUCUCGGAAUUGUAUUAUCUUCAAAAAACUACAACUUGGUUGGAUGUAACCUUAGAGACAGUAAACUCUUUAACGAACAAUUAUCGACAAUAAAUGCCAAUGCUACCACUAAUAUAUUCAUUGCCGAAGUAUCCUUGGCAUACAUGAAACCAGAGCAUGCCAACCCCGUCAUUGCAAAUGCUAGUAAGUACCAUAACUCCCAUUUCAUUAUUUUGGAACAACUCUUACCUGCAGGAUUGCAGCAUCCAUUUGCAGUUAAAAUGAUGUAUCAUUUUGACCAUUUAAGAUCAUCACUUGGAUGUGUACAAGAUUAUCCAUUGAUUAAGGAUCAGGUCAAAAGAUUUGGUGAGUACUACAGUGUUGUCGAAGCGAAUGACUUGUUAUAUAAUUGGCGUAAUUUGACCUCUGAUAAUUUGAAAAAUAAAGUGUCAGAAAUAGAGAGCUUUGAUGAAUGGGAAGAAUUCAUCGUCUUUUGCCAGCAUUAUGUCAUUGUACAUGCCACCAAUAAUACUAUCAACGGAAUGGUAUACGAAGAGUCUGAAAAAAAAGAGGAAGGUAAAAUCCAAAUUGAAAGUGAGUCCACUCUUGAAGUUUCUUUUCAAACUGCUGCAACAUUCGAGAGGAAGUUCCCUGCUUCCUGUUAUUUAAAUGGGAAGGUUUUCGUCCACGGAGGCUCAGGGAAGACAAGAGAAAGCUCGAUGAUAUCAUUCGAUGUGGACUUUCCAAAUAUAAAACCUGAAGACUUUACUGAUGGUGUUAAGAUUGGUAUCCACGAAAUGACUGGGGAUGUGCCAAGUCCAAGAAUGUGUCAUACGUUCACAUCUAUUAAUGAUCGUGAAGCCCUACUCAUUGGUGGCAGAGGCAGACCGGGACAAGAAUUUGCAGAUGUAUACAAAUUCAACGCUUCCGAUAAUUCUUGGCAAAAAAUUGGUGAGUUGGAAGCUCCAGUCUCUCGUCACUCCACUACAGUGUUGAAUGAAGAUGAAGUAUUGAUUUUCGGUAAGAAAGGUUUUGUAAGGUAUAACCAUAAAACGAAUAAAUCAUUCGGCGUUAAGCAAAGUGGUGAAAAUUCCAUUAACUAUGAAAGUUGUGCAUUUUACUUCAAUGGUUCCUCGGGGUUUAUAGUGGGAGGAAUGAUUUCUAACAGCGUUCCUGAGGUCAACGACAGAAUCUUGAAGUUUCAAUUUGUCGAAGACGAUCUCAUCAAAGUCGAAGAGGUUGUGCAACAUGCAGAGGUGUCUAGAAUCGGUUCUUCAUGCGCACUCGUAAACAAAGAAAUAUUAGUUAUAGUGGGUGGUGUCAACUCUACUAAAAUAUUGGGUAGAGAAAACUGCAUCAUGGCUUAUAACUUAAAGGAGAAAUCUUUUAAGAGCAUCCCAAUUGAUGAGAUGUUAAUUGGGUUUAACCUCAUAGAGAAAGACGGUAAAAUACUCUGCCUUGGUGGAGGUGGAGUGUGCUACUCUUUUGGGAGCUACUAUAAUGGAGUAGUAUGCAUAUCCACUACAAACAUGUAA
This is a messenger RNA of Dujonia railenensis, 2043 nucleotides long. Lineage: Eukaryota; Fungi; Ascomycota; Pichiomycetes; Serinales; Debaryomycetaceae. The record is from the annotation of a GenBank genome assembly.